UGGGUUUUUCCAGGUGAAUGAGACCACGUUCCUGCUGGAGCCCCUGGAGGAGGAUGUGGCUGGCCGGCACGCAGUGUACAGAGCAGCUCACCUGCGGGGAAAGCGUGGCACGUGCCAAGACUCCAGUGCCACCCUGGAAUAUGACCACGAACCGAAAAUUCCUGCAGCCAUGAAGCUCUACCGCUGGAAAUCAGCUCCGUUACACAAAGGUCCCCGAUACGUGGAGCUGGUCCUGGUUGUGGACAACGAGGAGUUCAGGAAACACAAGGACUUGCGCACAGUGCAGAACCGCAUGAAGGAAAUCGUGAACCACGUUGACAAGCUUUAUCAGCCUCUUCGUCUGCGGGUGGCCUUGAUCGGCUUGGAGGUGUGGAGCCACAAGGACAAAAUCAUCGUCAGUCCCAACCCAGAGGUGACACUGGACAAUUUCCUCCACUGGCGAGAGGCAGAGCUGCUGCGGAGGAAGCCGCACGACAAUGCCCAGCUGAUCACGGGCAUAGACUUCCAUGGCACGACCGUAGGGCUCGCCAAGAAGCUUGUGAUGUGCACCAGAGACUCAGGCGGUGUCAACCAGGACCACAGCACAAAUCCUAUCGGCGCUGCAUCCACCAUGGCUCAUGAGAUGGGGCACAACCUGGGAAUGUCUCAUGAUGAAGAUGUUGCUGGCUGCCACUGUCCUGUCCCCAAAGCUGAUGGAGGAUGUGUCAUGGCGGCGAGUGUUGGCUUGGUUUACCCCAAGCUCUUCAGCCACUGUAGCGAGCAGGACAUGUGGCAGUUCCUCGGGGACCCCAGGACCAGCUGUCUGCUGAACGUCCCCAGGGCGGAUGAGCUGUACGGAGGGCCGGUGUGCGGGAACCAGUUUGUGGAGCGGGGGGAGCAGUGCGACUGUGGCACGCCGGAGGAGUGCUCCGACCGCUGCUGCAAUGCCACCACUUGCCAGCUGAGAGAGGGAGCUGAGUGCGCCCGGGGGGACUGCUGCCAGGACUGCAAGGUGAAGGCUGCCAGCGUGCUCUGCCGGGCCAGCAAGAAUGACUGCGACCUGCCCGAGCACUGCACUGGCCUCAGCGCCGAGUGCCCGGAGGACGUCUUCCAGGAAAAUGGCAUCCCCUGCCAGAAUGGCGAUGGCUACUGCUACAACGGGGCCUGCCCCUCACAUGGCGAGCAGUGCCGUGCGCUCUGGGGUGCAGAGGCCCAGGUGGCUCCUGAUGUCUGCUUUAAGCACAACAGCGAGCAACAUCUUCACCUCCACUGCCUCACUGAGUACGGGAAGCGGCCCUGCAGCCCGAA
Messenger RNA from Balearica regulorum gibbericeps (East African grey crowned-crane), 1287 nucleotides. The record is from RefSeq and is a predicted model, not a curated record. Lineage: Eukaryota; Metazoa; Chordata; Aves; Gruiformes; Gruidae.